AUGUUGUUCUUCUCGUAUUUCAAGGAUUUGGUAGGGAAAGAAGUGACGGUAGAGCUGAAGAAUGAUUUAGCUAUAAGAGGGACUCUUCACUCUGUCGACCAGUACCUCAACAUCAAGCUCGAGAACACUCGUGUUGUCGAUCAAGACAAGUAUCCUCACAUGCUUUCCGUCAGGAACUGUUUCAUAAGAGGAUCGGUGGUGAGAUAUGUUCAACUUCCCCCAGAGGGCGUGGAUGUUGAUCUACUUCACGAUGCCACAAGAAGGGAAGCUCGGGGUGGUUGA
Messenger RNA from Dovyalis caffra, 282 nucleotides. The record is from the annotation of a GenBank genome assembly. Lineage: Eukaryota; Viridiplantae; Streptophyta; Magnoliopsida; Malpighiales; Salicaceae.